CUGAUAUUGAUCUGCAUUCUGGAACUCACAAGAGGUAGGAGAACUUGGUGUCUGUUAUUAUCUCUUUAUAAAGAUUGUUCCGGCGAUGUCCAGGAUCAGUAAGUACGCGAUAAAAGGAAUGGUGGUUAUGGGAGUCUGGCAACAUGGGCAGCCUUGGAAGCGAAACGAAGCGAAUGUAUCCUGGCCAUAAAUAAUUACUUCAAAGUAGUGUUUCAAAAUAAGUUUUAACAUACUUUUCCAUCAUGGAUAUAAAUGACAUUAGUGAAGUUACUCCAGAAAAAAAUCAAUCACCAACGGGUGAAAAUGCAGGAGCAAUAAAAAACCAGGCAUGGCAGUGUGACAAGUCAUUGAUUGAAGGCAUGCAUUAUAUGUUUACAAACCAAAUUGCAUGCGAUGUUUCCAUCCUUGUUGGUCCUGACAAAUAUGAGAUCAAGGCCCAUAGGUUGGUUCUUAUAGCUAGAAGUCCAGUGUUCUUCAACAAACUUCGUCCCAGCUCGUCGGAGUUCCCGUGUAAAGUGAAUGUACCGAAUGUAGAAGUGGACACGUUCCUCAGAUUUCUUGGAUAUCUCUAUACUGAUGAAGUUGAGGUGAACCAGGAAAUAGCAAUGUCCUUGUUGCCGAUUGCGAGACGGUUUCGGAUCAAUCAUCUGGUUCAGCUCUGUUUGAAUCUGCUCCACGAGGAAGUUGAUUGUGAGAACGUCUGUUACUUGUUAGACCAAACCAUAUUAUCCCAUUCCAUAAACAUGCGUGACAGGGCCAUGGAAAUAAUCAACAAGUCUACCAGGGUUUGUUUAAAAUCGGAGGCUUUUCAAAAUAUUAGUUCAGAAGCACUUGGUUACAUAUUGAAGUCAGACAAGUUGACCAUCUCAGAACAAGAGUUGUAUGAAUGCUGCUUGGAAUGGGCCUCAACACAGUGCCAUAAGAAGAUGCUAAAAGUAACGGAUGGAAAUAUUAGGGAACAGUUAGGUGAGUGCAUGUAUGAAAUUCGCUUCACACUCAUGCAAGAAGAAUACUUUCGACACGAAAUAGUCAGCAGGAAAAUACUUUCCGACGAAGAAAAGGCUGAUAUUUUAGAAUGCUUCACAAGUGGAAGUCCGAAGAAUGUAGACUUCAAAUUCGAUCGAAAUUUACGAAAGACUACAGAGUAUCAUCGAAUUUUGCGAUUCGGGAAACUCGACAAGAAACUGAAAGAACACACCGGUAGGCCCGACGCAAUUAUGUUCGAAACCUCAAAGCCCCUCUGGUUUCACGGAGUAAUUGUGUAUGGUUCUUAUAUCGAGCAAACCAUCAAUGUCCAUCUCGAGAUCUCCGAUACUAAUAAUAAGGUUAUCAGAGUCAUAGGGCAAGCUUUUGAGAGCAUGGAAUCCGAGGAUGUUCACGAUGUUCUUCUUCCAAUGCCAUUUGAAACAGUUGCCGGAGCACGUUACAACGUUGUGGUCACUGUUGUGGGAAAAUUUCGUCACAUGUAUCAAGGAGUAGAGGGGAAAGGGGUAGUGAAAUUCAAAAACGCCGAAAUUACUUUCUUUGAAUCCGGAAAUUCGUCGAAUGGAACCACAAUUACACAUGGGCAGAUUCCCGGAUUUUUACUGUCAUGACAUAACUGUAUGCUAUACCAACGGCUAAAAAUAUCUACAAGGUGUAUGUAUGUUUGAAACAGCUGCAACAACGUCAUUGCAAGGUGACAAAGUUUCAAUCUGAACAUGUACAUUUAUUUGACCUAUACUACUAAUGAAUUUUCUGUCAUGAAAAACAUUUUGCAAAAAACAUCUGUCUUAGAGGAAAUUAACACAGGAUCCAGUGAGGCACACUAGCAGAGUGUUUCCGAGUACAGCAUAUUUCAUUACCAAUUUCACUAAUUUUCCCACAUUUCCUGCAUUACACAGUUUUCAUUUCUAAUUCAUUUGGCAGUAACAUGUUAUAAGUGACUUUGAUGAAUCAUAUAUUUAGUCAAAAGCAAAAUGUUAAUUUUUCUCAUUGCUUAGAUGUAACAAUCAAUUUUAUUUUUUGGACAAAGUGUUUGGUGCAAUGUAAUCUUGGCAUUUAUUUAUAGGAAUUUGGUACUUUACAAUCUUGAAUAUUAGUUGUCUCAUGAUCGAAAGAUUAUAUAUAUUAAGAUUUAAUUCGAUAGAUAAAUCAACACGAAUUCCAAGCAGGUCUAUAGAAAUAAUUUUGCCUGAAAACAGAAAAUUAAACUGAAUUCUGAUAAAUUUAAUUUGUUCAUUGUUAAAUGAAAGGCGACGAUAACGAACAGUGAUCAAUCUCAUAACUCCUAUAAGCAAUAUAAAAUAGAUAGUUGGGCAAACACGGACCCCUGGACAUACCAGAGGUGGGAUCAGGUGCCUAGGAGGAGUAAGCAUCCCCUGUCGAUCGGUCACAUCCGCCGUAAUACAAUUCAAUAUAUGACUUAUCAUUUCAGGUUUGAAAAAAAGAAAUUCUAUAACACUUGAUUUUAUCCAUGAAAGUUGCUUUGAAUGUUUACUUAACUGCAUUUCCAUACAACAAGAUGUCAUACAAUAUCUGAAGUACCAGUACAUACCAUAUACUUACUGUGAAAAAAAAAACUACAGGUAUCAGUUUUAUUUUUAAAAAAUUAAAAUUAGCACGUCUGUGAAAUAUUGGUCAGCCUAUUAAUUACGAUGAAAAAUGCAACUUGCAUUGAAUGAAUUCAAUCAUGCAUUGACAACAUUGACUGGUCAAAGUUGCAGAAAGUUAACUUGUUACUUGUACAUUAUAAAGUUAGUCAUGAAUGAAUGAUAACAGAUAAAGUGAAACUGGAUAUCUGGUAUAUUGCAACAAUGUUCAGACUUUUGUAUUUUACAUGAAUUAUUCUUACUUGCUUAACAUGAUAAGUUAGUUUAGAAUACAACUGUAGUUCUCUCUACAUUUAAUGCGAUACUAGGCCGCCAUAUUUGACCAUAUUAUAGAUAUUGUAUAGCCUUGGUAGUAUGAGAUGGAGUUCGCCUGCAUGGAUAUUGGUAGUUAUUAUCUAUGGAGGUGACAACGUAACACUACAUUAGUAUUUCUUCUACUUGUAGACAAUUGCACUUACUGUGAAAGUUAAAGAAUCAGUGAUUAUUGUAAAUAAUAACUUUUAUGUGACGUGCGAGGUAUUUGUCUCUCACUUUACCCUGACCUGUUGUUAUGACUGGGUGGAGUAAUGGCUGUUUUUGAUCUAAUUUUACCCUUCUCCUUACUUGCUGUAUUUCAUCCAAUCAAAUGUAGCAUAUUCGUCACGUGGUCAUUGUUUGUUUACUAUGUACCAGGAGCCACGCUAGUUCAGAGCAGCAAUUUUGAUCUUAAUUUUUACUUGGUUUUAAUGACCCCCUGUACUGUAUAUACUUUUCGUCAUUUACUAAAUAAAUGACAUUUUCUAUUCUCAAA
Molecule: messenger RNA, 3381 nt
Organism: Ostrea edulis (European flat oyster)
Lineage: Eukaryota; Metazoa; Mollusca; Bivalvia; Ostreida; Ostreidae
Product: BTB/POZ domain-containing protein 2-like
Exons: 3
Coding region: 243-1595 (450 amino acids)
Molecular function (GO): protein binding
Source: RefSeq, a predicted model, not a curated record